Molecule: messenger RNA, 1747 nt
Organism: Trichogramma pretiosum
Lineage: Eukaryota; Metazoa; Arthropoda; Insecta; Hymenoptera; Trichogrammatidae
Product: inner centromere protein A-like
Exons: 5
Coding region: 68-1747 (559 amino acids)
Source: RefSeq, a predicted model, not a curated record
UGCGGCAGUACCAUGACAGCCUCGACUCCGACGCCGUCACAACAAAGCGAAAUUAAAGUACGCAGCUAUGUCGAGCAAGGAUUCGGAGGAAAAAAAAGUUAAGAAGAGAAGCCACUCGCAGAGCCGAUCCAAGUCCGAAAAAGUCGAAGCCGAGGAGAAAGACGUCAAGAAGAGAAGUCAUUCGAAAAGCAGAUCGAGCCCCGAAAAAUCCAAAUCUUCUUCGAAAAGCAGCGAUGGCAAAACAGUCGGUGAUAAGGAUAAAAGCCGAGACAAGCACGCGUCGAAGUCGUCGUCUUCGAAGCCGGAGAAAACAGCCGCGGUCGAGCCAGUCAUCCGUGACAGAAGCAGAGAGAAGAGUCGACCGCCGAAAAUAUACACGGACGAGGAGAAGAUGAGAUUGAAGCGAGAGAGGCAGGCGAGAGAGGCCAAAAGAGAAUUGGAAAAGAGCUCGAAAUCGGAGAAAAAAGAGCAGCAGCAGCCGCGAAUCGUCGUCGAUAAAAGGGUCGCGAGCGACAGGAAGCCGACAAAAAUUGAAAGCUCGUCUACAAAAGCGAACCUUCUGCCCGAUAAAAAUGUGAUGAUCAAAUCAAAGCAACUUAGAAAGUCCACCUCGAAGUCGAGCGUCGACGAGUCGUCCGGUAGUUCCAAAGCACGAGUGUCCACGAGAGUCAAAUCGGAAAGUUCGAGUAAAAAAAAGUACGACGAGAAACGGGGCCAAAGUUCCGUGUUCGCGCCCCCGGACGCUGCGAGCAAAUUGAAGGAUUCGAUCAAAGCCGCCGCCACCACCAGCAACACCGAGACGAGGAGGAAGAAAAAAGUCGAUGCGAGCGACGAAAAGACGACGACGACGAUUUCGAGGGAGCGCAGAAGAUCCAGGACACUGAGCCCCAGCGAGGUGAGAGUGUUGAAUCAGAACAAUAGUAAUAACAACGCCGUCAAGGUGCAGAAAGAAGCGUCCCCGAAUGCCGCCGCUGCUGCUGCUGCUGCUGCUGCUGCUGCUGGCAGUAUCGUGGAUAAAAAUUCGCGGCACGACGUCGAUCCACCGGCUAAGAACGAAAGCGACAACAGCGAGAUCGAUUUCAAUCAUUUAGAAGAAUACGAGGAUUACGAGUCGGACGUGGACGACUUCACGAUCGCCACGCAAGUGAACGACGACUCGGACGUCAGUCUGCUGAGCUUGGAUCUGGAGCCGAUCAUAUUGAAAACCGAAGAGAAGAGAAAACUCGUGAUGAGCGCGGCGACCGUACGCCGAGAAAGAGAGGACACCAACGACUCCGAGCAUCACGAACUGGCCGAGACGCGCAAGAGGGCGGCGAUGGUCGAGUCGUUGAUGGCGCAUCGAAUGAGGACACCCUCGCCCGAGCCCGAGAUGAUCAAGUUGCUGCCCAGCGACGACGUUUACAGUCCAUCAAAAGAAAAGCAUUCCGGUUUGGAUAUGGCACACAUCUUUUAUGAAAUUACUAAAUUUUAUAAUAUCCGUGAUAAAAUAGCUGUCAUUACCGUGGACAAUGCUACUGAGAAUACGACUUUUAUUUCUGAACUCAGCAAAAUUUUAAAGGAUGAUAAAAUUAAUUUAGAUCUACAAGAUCAACACUUUCGAUGCCUUGCCCAUGUCUUUCAUUUAUCAGCGCAAGACAUUCUAAAAUUGAUGGAUUGUUGUGAAGUUGAAAAGUAUUUAAACGAAGAAAAAAAAGAUUAUGAUGACUUAGACAAUAUACCAGAUGAAGAAAUGGACGAUUUUGAAUAG